CUGUGUAGGGUUUCUAAGGGUGUGAGAGAUAUACCUGGCAAUUUCCAGUCUGCCACUAGUAAUGUUCCUUCUGGGAAAGCCCUCCUAUAUUUUGGUUUGCUUCUAGCGACUGGUGUCUUCUUUCUUUUCAUUGCAUUUACCUUUCCUCUUCCUGUGAUGGUGGUUGUGCCUCAAAAGUUUGCCAUAUGCUUUACUCUUGGGUGUGGAUUUAUCAUCGGAUCAUUCUUUGUUCUCAAAGGUCAGAAUCAGCUUGCCCACAUGGCAUCAAAGGAGAGGCUCCCCUUCACAUUGGGUUUUAUAGGCAGUAUGAUUGGUACCAUAUAUGUGUCAAUGGUGCUUCACAGCUACAUUCUCUCCGUGUUAUUCUCUGUCAUACAGGUUCUGGCACUUGGGUACUAUGCAAUAUCUUAUUUUCCUGGUGGAUCUGCUGGCAUGAAAUUUUUGACAUCUGCUCUCACAUCUUCAAUAAUGAAAUGUUUUGGGAGGUGACAUAUUUUAGCUGAUGAGAGGUGAGGUCUGCUCUUUAGUUGAUGAGAUGUGGUAGUUGAAGUGUAAAUUUGUCUCUCAAGAUAUGUCAUGUUCCUUGAAACUUUGAACUGAUAUGAGAAUAUAGCUGAUUUGACGCAUCAUCUAAUGUUUCCAAGAGAUUUCAGUGUUUGUUGUAGCAUCUUGAAGGGAUUUAUUUUUCGAAUACAAGCCUCAAGCUUUCAGUUGCAAAGAAUAUUGCCUGAUCAAUGGGCUGACCAAGUGUUCUGCAUUACUCUUCAUGCCAACUCUCAAAAGAUUUAUCCUUCUAAUGAGAUAUUAUUUGACGCUCUUUCUUUGAUUUCUUGUUUGCUGUUGGCAUUUUCUCCUGUUGGUAACGGAAACAAACCAUAUUGCGGGCGAGACGAAGGGGGAUUUAUAUAAGUUCGAUCAUUUUGAUUUUA
Neltuma alba is the source of this 929-nucleotide messenger RNA. Its product is annotated as protein transport protein SFT2-like. Gene Ontology annotation, biological process: vesicle-mediated transport. The record is from RefSeq and is a predicted model, not a curated record. Lineage: Eukaryota; Viridiplantae; Streptophyta; Magnoliopsida; Fabales; Fabaceae. Gene Ontology annotation, cellular component: membrane.